CAUAUGGAAUCAUGAGAAAAUCUUUAAGAACAGCCUUGUCAAGACAUGCAUCAUUGCAUUUCUGUAUAAAAAGCUUUCAACAUGUGAUAAACCAAUUGUACGUGGCAAACGCAAUUCUUCGCAUAGCCAGCUCAAGAUCAUACCUCUCUUUCUCUCUCUCUUUCUUGGCUCACAAAAUGGAAUCCAUGUCACAGAAACAGGCUAGAGGAAGGUUACAGCUUCCAACAAGACAAGCACUAGGUGAGGGCAGUAGGGUUAGAAGAAAUAAUCAAGUUGUAUCGAUACCUCCUAGGCCACGCUCAACUUGUACGUGCUCAAACCGUCCGGGGUCGGUCAGGUGUAGCAAGCAUGGCUACAUGGUGCCCGGUGACAAGUUGAUCAGAAGACAUCAAGCAAAUAAAGAGAUAUUAAGAAGGGCAUUAGCACCACCAAAUCGGAGGUUAACCCUUCGGUGGUUUAACUUCCGGCCAACGCCUAGUCGGCUUUCUAACAUGUCCAUGGCCUAGUUAAUUUGCAAUAUUUCGCUUCUUCUUUUUUUCUUCUUUUGUGAGUGAGUGUGAACAGAUGGCUGUUCUGUAUUUUUCUCAAAAAACGAUUUUGUCUAUAUAAGAACUAAUUAACAGCA
Messenger RNA from Populus nigra (black poplar), 625 nucleotides. RefSeq lists its product as uncharacterized. The record is from RefSeq and is a predicted model, not a curated record. Lineage: Eukaryota; Viridiplantae; Streptophyta; Magnoliopsida; Malpighiales; Salicaceae. The transcript has a single exon. The coding region runs from base 12 to 506 and encodes 164 amino acids.